Messenger RNA from Daucus carota subsp. sativus, 1086 nucleotides. RefSeq names its product ubinuclein-2-like. Gene Ontology annotation, biological process: chromatin organization. Lineage: Eukaryota; Viridiplantae; Streptophyta; Magnoliopsida; Apiales; Apiaceae. Gene Ontology annotation, cellular component: nucleus. Bases 1 to 1086 code for a protein of 361 amino acids. The transcript has 10 exons. The record is from RefSeq and is a predicted model, not a curated record.
AUGGAUUCAGCUGGAAUCACAAAUAAUGAUAGUGUCAGUGCUGGUGAUGUGAAUCAAAGGGAGAGGUUUUCUGUGGAAUUGACACCCGGCCAAACGAAUAUCGUGUCAUUAAAGAAACUAAGGCGUGAAGCUGGUGAAGUGGUGUCCGAUGAUUCUUUAGAAGAAGAAAACGAGGCAGAAAAGUACAUCUUUGCAAUAGUACCAAAAAACAAACGAAGUGGUGCAUUACCAAAACAGAAAAGAAGUGGUGCAGUCCCGGUCCGGGAUACAGUGGCCCUAAAUAUUGGAAAAAACAAACAUUCUGAAUCAUCAAAUCUAAAAGACCCUGUUCAGUUGGAAAACAAAUCUAAAGAUAAGGGAAAGAAGAUUUCAAGUUCUGCAAAUUUGAAAUUUCAGGAUGAUAAGUCAACACAGCAUGAACGUUCAAUGAGCAAACAAGUUGAGCAAAGACUAGAGAGAACAACAGCAGAGCACUUGACAGAAGCACCUAAAUCAGGUGAUGAUGGUCUUGACAGGUCAAUCUUGCAGCUAGAGAACUUGGUUAAACUUUCAAAGGCACCACUUACACAUGUGCAAGGGCCGGAUGCUAUAGAAAAACAAUUGUCUCCUGAGCUCAAACAGAAUCUUGCAGAAGUUGCUAGGUCAACGCAACUAAUUGAGGGGGAAAUAUCUCAAGAAUUGAUAAAUCGUCUCAUGGGCAUUCUUGGAAAUCACAUCAAGCGCAAAACUUUGAAGAAAAUAUUGAAGGAAAUGAUACUUGAGGACCUAUAUGCUAGAAAAACAAAAUGCAGUGAUUUCAAACAGACUAAGAAGGAUUUGGUCGAAAUGAUCAGACAUCAGGCUCCCUCUUCGAACGUCAAGGAAUUUUCUACUUCUGAACAUAGCACAGGCACAUAUGGUAUGGGCCAUCAGUUAGAGGAUAAGUUAUUUGAUGUGUAUGACACAUUUUGUCAGGGUUCUUAUAAAGAUAUGGCUCCCUCUUUGAUCAGAAAGCUGUAUGUGGAGAUAAUAUCUCGAGUUCUUCAGGCUGUUGGCCAUUGGUUCAAACUGGAGUUGUCACCAAUGACACCUGCAGUAAAGACGUAG